Messenger RNA from Dufourea novaeangliae, 4378 nucleotides. RefSeq names its product multidrug resistance-associated protein 4-like. Gene Ontology annotation, molecular function: ATP hydrolysis activity; ABC-type transporter activity; ATP binding. Bases 1 to 4272 code for a protein of 1423 amino acids. Gene Ontology annotation, cellular component: membrane. NCBI's taxonomy places the organism in Eukaryota, Metazoa, Arthropoda, Insecta, Hymenoptera, Halictidae. The transcript is spliced from 16 exons. The record is from RefSeq and is a predicted model, not a curated record. Gene Ontology annotation, biological process: transmembrane transport.
AUGGAAGUGAAAGAGGUUUACACUAAACAGAAUCCAAAAGAAACCGCUGGUGUAUUAAGUAAACUAUUCUUCGCAUGGACGAGGCCAUUAUUGAUUCGCGGCGGUCACAGGGAAUUGGAGUUGUCGGACCUCUAUCACCCUCUAAAAGAAGACGAGUCAGGAAGAUUGUGCGACCAAUUGUCCAAGUCAUGGGAACGUGAACUGUCUAAGCUGGAUCGUGAGGACCCGGCGAAAGAGACGACGCAGGGAAAUACAAAAAGGAAAGAUCGUUCACCCUCGUUGCUGUUGGCUAUGAUUCGCGUAUAUGCCUCGAAUUUGUUUUGGCUCGCUGCAAUGUACCUGAUCAGCUACGGGAUCGCGCAAGAAUCCCUGCCAUAUCUACAAGCCAUGCUUCUCAAUUAUUUUCAAGUGUACGACCAAUCCACUACUAUUAGUAAAAAGGAGGCGUUAAUUUACGGAGGAUAUAUAGUAAUUUCCUUAACGAUCUCGAUUUUCGUCUUUCAUCACGCUAACUUGGCAUCGGCGAGGCUAGGUAUGAAGAUGCGUGUCGCUUGCUGUUCCCUUCUUUACAGAAAGAUAUUACGACUGAGCAGGAAAGCGUUGAACGACACCACCUACGGUCAGAUUAUAAAUUUGAUCAGCAACGACGUCAGCCGUUUCGAUGAAUUUUUGCACUACGUAAAUUUCAUUUGGCUUACACCGUUCCAGAUUCUUGUCUCCUGUCUGAUAAUAUACAUGAAAGUUCGAGUCACGACUUUCGUCACCCUAGGAACGCUCCUCCUGUUGACUAUUCCGACCCACGCUAUAUGCGUGACAUUGAGCACAAACUUUCGUCAAGCAAGCGCCACGUUAACGGACAAAAGGGUGCAACUGAUGCACGAGCUGGUAACCGGUAUACAGGUGAUCAAAAUGUACGCUUGGGAAAAACCGUUCUCGAGCAUUAUAAAUGCUGUCAGAGCUAAAGAGAUGAAGGUGAUUAGAAACACCUCGUUCGUCAAAGCUAUAUACGCGUCGAUGAUGAUGUUCAGCAACCGAAUAAUAGUAUACGCCAGCCUUUUAUUCUACGUAAACACGGGAAACCAGCUUGGACCGAAUGUAACAUUUUUGUUGAUAAGCUACUGCGAGCUGCUGCAGUUAAUUGUCGCAUUUUUCCUGCCAAUAGGUCUCAUGCUACUCUCAGAAACGGUGGUCACCAUCAAAAGGAUAGAGCAAUUCUUAUUACUGGACGAACAAUCGAACGCAGAAACGCUUCCAACACAACGGAACGGUUUUCCGGCGUACGAGAAGUCGAAGAAGAACGGGAUUACAGGGAAAACGGUAGAGGACGUCGAAAUGAAGAACGGGCAUUCGCGUACACCAGUGAACAAAGUCGAGGAAAUUACGCCAGUUGCGGUGGUAUUGGAAAAUGUAUACGCGAACUGGGUUCCGGAGAAGUUACCACCGACUUUGUGCAAUGUUUCGAUGGAGAUUCGAGCUGGGGAAUUGUUCGCACUCGUGGGUUCUGUCGGCUCCGGCAAGUCUUCCAUCCUUCAUCUGCUUCUAAGGGAAAUAUCCUUAGGAGCUGGAAAAGUGAAAUUCAUCAGUUAUCCGGCGAAGGAGAUUCGGAACAACAAACUGGGCUAUAUCGUUCAGAAAUUAAAUCUGAAAGUCUCGUACGCGAGCCAACAACCGUGGUUGUUCUCCGGCACGGUCAGACAGAAUAUCCUCUUUGGAUUACCGUAUGACAGAGAAAGAUACGUCGCGGUGACGAAAGCUUGUGCGUUAACUAGAGAUUUUCAACAAUUCCCUUACGGCGACAUGACCAACGUAGGCGAGAAUGGGUUGUCGUUAUCAGGGGGCCAAAAGGCUCGAGUGAACCUGGCAAGGGCGGUCUACAGGCAGGCGGAUAUUUACUUGCUGGACGAUCCAUUGAGCGCGGUGGACGCACGAGUGGCCAAGCAUCUCUUCCAGAAGUGCAUUCGGGAAUACCUUCGCGGGAAGACGAGGGUUCUGGUCACCCACCAGGUACAAUUUGUGAAGGAGGCUCACACUAUUGCGGUGAUGGAUCGAGGUAGUGUGAGAAUGCAAGGCUCUUACGAUGAAUUGUCCAAGUCUUCGAAGAACUUCACGGAGAUAAUCGAAGGUAUUCAAAAGUCGGCCGAAGCAACCAGAGAGAAAGCAACCAAGGAUAUACCAUCGCACGAGUCUCUGAUAAAGAGAAGAAUCAGCAAAAUGAGCGUGGGCAGAUCUUCAAUCGUAUCCACCGCCAGCAGUAUUUUAACGUACAAUUACGAGACCGAUGGGUUUACACCGACCAAGGACGAGGAGACAACAGCCCUUGACCGUGUCUCUGCAAAUGUGUACUUUAAUUACUUCAAAUACGGUGGUUCGUAUUUCAUGUUGGCCAUGCUGGUCUUCGCCUUCAUCUGCACCCAGUGUGCUACCAACGGUAACGAUUACUGGGUAUCCUACUGGACGAAUCUGGAAACCGUAAGAAUAUCCGUGGCGAACGAUUCACGAACGGCCACUCGUCAAUACAGUUACAUGUUCAAUAAUUCUUUUUUAUCGAGUAUAUUUACAUUGGAUCGCAAUGGUCUUCUAACCAGCCGCGAUGCUAUGUACGUUUAUACGUUUUGCAUUAUCGCUUCUAUUGCAACCGUGGUGGGGCGAAGUUUCUUCUUCAUGUGGAUCUGCGCGAAAUCCAGCCAGAAGAUUCAUGACUCGAUGUUCUGGAGUAUUUUGCAGUCGACGAUGUCGUUCUUCCAUCGCAAUCAAUCGGGUACGAUCAUGAACAGAUUUUCCAAGGACGUGGGAAGCAUGGAUGAUUUAUUACCGAAAGUGACACUGGACACCGUCCAGACAUUUUUAGUAAUAAUCGGCUCCUGUAUUAUGAUAGCAAUCAUCAAUUACUGGAUGAUUUUACCUUUAAUCAUUCUGCUAUUCUGCAUUUAUAUAUUAUUCAUAUACAAUGCGAGAAACUCUAGAAGCAUGCAACGUCUGCAAAGCAUAACGAAAAGUCCUGUAUUUUCGCAUGUGAACGCCACUCUGGAGGGCUUGUCGACGAUUAAAACCAGUGAACCGGAUGUUUUGAAGCUGUUGCAAAAACAAUUCGAUCAACUGCAGAAUAUUCAUAGCGGCGCGUGGUACAUGUCGAUCGUCGCGUCUGAAGUGUUCGGCUUCUACACAGAUGUACUCAUAGGGUUUUUUUACAUAUUUAUUUGUUUUUCCUUCAUACUAACGAACAAAGGUGACAUACUUGGCGGUAAUGUCGGCUUAGCUUUGACCCAGACUUUCUGUUUAAUCGGUAUGGUGCCGUUUGCUACGAGGGAAAGUAACUUUAUGAUGUCGCAUAUGACGUCAGUAGGGAGGAUCUUUCGAUAUAUCGGGCUGCCCAAAGAAGGAGACUGGCAAAGUAGCAAACCACCUCCGGCCGACUGGCCGAAUCAUGGCCAGGUGAUCCUGAAAAAUAUCAGUCUGCAAUACGAAAAGAACGAGGCACCGGUUCUUAAGAAUUUGAACGUGACCAUCGAGCCAGGAUGGAAAGUCGGUGUUGUAGGCAGAACCGGCGCUGGAAAGUCGUCUCUGAUAUCCGCUCUGUUCCGUUUGUUCCCCGAAGAAUUGGACGGACAGAUAAAAGUCGAUGGAAUCGACGUCAGCACAGUGGGUCUGCACGAAUUCCGCACUAAAAUAUCCAUCAUUCCUCAGCAACCGUUUCUAUUCACCGACACUGUACGCAACAAUCUGGAUCCGUUCAACUCCUACGACGAUACGACGUUGUGGGACAGUCUUCACCAAGUGGAGCUUAACGAUCUCGUCCUUGACCAAAAACUGCAAUACAGUGGAGGCAACUUGAGCAUCGGCCAGAAGCAAUUGAUCUGUUUAGCAAGGGCCGUCUUGAAAAACAAUCGGAUUCUCAUUUUGGACGAAGCCACCGCCAACAUCGACAACCAAACCGACGCUUUGAUCCAGAAAACAAUACGAACCAGGUUCUCCGACUGCACGGUCAUCACCGUUGCUCAUCGCUUGAACACCAUCAUCGACUGCGACAGGAUCAUAGUGAUGGACGCUGGAUGCAUCGCGGAAUUCGGCUGUCCUCACGAGCUCCUGCGCGACAAGCCCAACGGGAUAUUCUCAAUGAUGGUGGCAAACACGGGACCGUCUAUGGCGAAAACUCUUCGCGAACUGGCGGAAAGAGCUUGCAUGAAAAACACGACGGAACGAAGUCUCGAUCUGACCAGGCAAAGUUCCACCGAUACCGAUGCAACUGACAUCAUCGCUCAGACUAUUCUGUGAAGUAGUUUAAUAGAAUCGACUGAAAUAAUACGUGAAAACAAUGAACAAAACAACGUUCAAUAAAUCCAUCGACAUAAAUAGUUAAUGCCUAUGAAUAAACUCAAGC